Messenger RNA from Panthera uncia (snow leopard), 1015 nucleotides. It is a transcript of the gene LSMEM2, whose product is annotated as leucine rich single-pass membrane protein 2. Bases 1 to 546 code for a protein of 181 amino acids. The transcript is spliced from 4 exons. The record is from RefSeq and is a predicted model, not a curated record. NCBI's taxonomy places the organism in Eukaryota, Metazoa, Chordata, Mammalia, Carnivora, Felidae.
AUGGCCAACCCACAGGGUCUGCAGGGAAAACUGAUAGCAGAAGAGGCAGGAAUGAAUUUCACGCACUGUGGGGGAGGCGUGACCUGCUGGCUGAACCAGCCCUGCACUGUCCCAGCAGACACCUUGGCACUAACACCGAGCACGAGGAGCAGGGCGCCACUGGCCCCCAACCACAUACAGGAGGUGUGCCUGCACCAGGUGGAGUCCAUCAGCGACCUACACAGUGGAGGUUUGCUGUGCCCCUACCUGACUGAGGAGGUGCAGCCAUGGGACGAGCUGCUGGGCAUCUUGCCACCGUCGCUGUGUGACCAGGCUGGCUGCAGCCCUGUGCACAGCAGGGGAGGCUUCCUGCUGCUCGCAUUGCUGGUGUUCACCUGCCUGGCACUUGCCAUCCUGGCUGUCUACUUGAGCGUGCUGCAGAGUGAAUCCCUCCGCAUGCUGGCGCACACACUGCGCACACAGGAGGAGACGCUGCUCAGACUCCGGCUUGCCAGCCUCAGCCAGCUGCGGAGGCUCAACUCCAGUGAGGCCCAAGCACCCAGCUGAGAUACCACUUGGACCUGGGGCUUGGGUGUGUGUGUGGGUGGGGAAUAAAGUCGCCAUUGGCAGGUUUCUCCUGACCCAUUGUCCCACCCUACUUCCCCGGUGAGGUUUUUGUACAAGAGUCUAACCUGACCCCACAGCUACCUGCCUCUCCUGUCUUCAAGCCAGGCCUAGCCAAGUUUUCUGGUGCCAAGGUCCUGCUUUGGGUGGCCCAAGGUCAGAGGAAGGGAUACCAGCCUCCUGGCUCCUUCUGUGGCCUGUCAGCAGCCUCUGGCUUCCAGAUAGGUUCAGAGUCUAGAAAUAGCUGCCCCCCACCCCCAGCUGCCCAAACCUUGCCAGGCCUCCCAGCGGGGGUCCAGCCUCAGUGCUCAAGCAGGCAGAGCUGAGUAUGGGGAGGAGGGCCACCUGAGGAGCUGGUCUUGGAGGUCAAAGGUGAGAUGGAGAUGGGGGAGACCCAGUGUGGUGGUGAAUG